Messenger RNA from Dracunculus medinensis (Guinea worm), 771 nucleotides. The record is from the annotation of a GenBank genome assembly. NCBI's taxonomy places the organism in Eukaryota, Metazoa, Nematoda, Chromadorea, Rhabditida, Dracunculidae.
AUGUCUGAUAUACAAGAAAAAUCUGCAAAUGGUGGACCGGAUGUGGCAGCAAAUUCACCAACAUCGUUGCAAAAUGAAGCAAGUAUCGGUGACAUUCCAGCUGCAGAUGCAGAUGCAGAUAAAGAAUGUGAAGUACAGAAGGUAGCCAAAAGUGAAGAAAAGCCACAAGAAGCAUCGAAAGAUCCAAGAGAAAAUGCUAUCGCUUGGUUAAAUUCCUUAUUGCCAAAUGCCGUUCAUAAGGUAAAUUAUCAUUUACUUGAUUGGGCACAACAUUUGGCUGUCGAGGAUGAAGGUAAACGACGACCAUUACCUGGCAAAAAUGAUUCGGUUACUAAGAAUCAGUUUCUUGGAUUUCUGCGCGAUGGUGUUUUAUUAGCAAAUUUAGCAAAUCGUCUUCAGCCAGGAACUGUUGAAACGAUUCAUGAAGAUGAUAAAGCGAGAACUAAAGAAAAUCAAGCAUCGAAUAUUAAUUCAUUUAUAAAUUUUGUAAAGGAUAAAGUUGGCCUUGCUGAUGAUCAGAUAUUCACGAUUGAAGAUUUGCUGGAGAAAGGCAAAGCUGGCUAUCAAUCCGUCUUUAAUACUCUUCUGCAGUUGGGUUUAAAAACACAAGCACUUUUCGAACAAAAAGGAAUUGAUGUGGAUCAACUUGUUCAAGUUGCAUCGCAAGUAACGCAAACAAAUCUCAUACAAACUAUUCUAAAUUUCUUUCGACGUGCUCGACCAGCUCAAGUUGGAUUUUUUGCACUAAUAGCAUCGAUAUUUUUUAUAUAA